AUGGCCAAGAGCGGCUCGUUGAGUAUUCGCGUGGUGGAGGGACGGGCACUGCCCGCCAAGGAUGUGUCUGGGAGCAGUGACCCCUAUUGCCUGGUGAAAGUCGAUGACGAGGUUGUGGCCAGGACAGCAACCGUUUGGAGGAGCCUGAGCCCCUUUUGGGGGGAGGAGUACACUGUGCACCUGCCGUUGGACUUCCACCACCUGGCCUUCUACGUGCUGGAUGAGGACACGGUUGGACACGACGACACCAUUGGGAAGAUCUCCCUGAGCAAGGAGGCCAUCACAGCUGACCCUCGAGGGAUUGACAGCUGGAUCAACCUGAGCCGAGUGGAUCCAGACGCCGAGGUACAGGGUGAGGUCUACCUGGCUGUGCAGCUGCUGGAGGACGCUCGGGGUCGAUGCCUCCGUUGCCACGUGAGACAGGCCAGGGACCUGGCCCCCCGGGACAUCUCUGGCACGUCAGACCCAUUCGCGCGUGUGUUUUGGGGCAGCCAUAGUUUGGAAACCUCGACAAUCAAGAAGACCCGCUUCCCACACUGGGAUGAGGUGCUGGAACUGCGGGAGACGCGGGGGACCGCUUCCCCGCUGCGAGUGGAGCUCUGGGAUUGGGACAUGGUGGGCAAGAAUGACUUCCUGGGCAUGGUGGAGUUCACCCCACAGACCCUUCAACAGAAGCCACCCAAUGGCUGGUUCCGCCUCCUGCCCUUUCCUAGAGCUGAGGAUUCUGGGGGAAGCCUGGGUGCCCUGAGGCUGAAGGUGCGCCUCACUGAGGACCGCGUCCUGCCUUCCCAGUGCUACCAGCCUCUCAUGGAUCUGCUUCUGGAGUCGUUACAGGGGCCAGCCGAGGAGGACACCACCAGCCCCCUGGCUGUGCUAGAGGAACUGGCCUCUGGGGACUGUCGUCAAGACCUUGCUACCAAGCUUGUGAAGCUCUUCCUGGGCCGGGGCCUGGCCGGGUCCUUUCUAGACUACCUCACAAGGCGUGAGGUGGCUCGAACUAAUGACCCCAACACCCUCUUCCGUUCUAACUCCUUGGCAUCCAAGUCGAUGGAACAGUUCAUGAAGCUCGUGGGCAUGCGCUACCUGCACGAGGUCCUGAGGCCGGUGAUCAGCCGCGUCUUCGAGGAGAAGAAAUAUAUGGAGUUGGACCCUUGCAAGAUGGACCUGAACCGCUCGCGGAGGAUCUCCUUCAAGGGCACACCCACGGAGGAGCAGGUGCGGGAGACCAGCCUGGGGCUGCUGACCGGGUACCUGGGGUCCAUCGUGGAUGCCAUUGUGAGCUCUGUAGGGCGCUGCCCACUAGCCCUGCGCCUGGCCUUUAGGAAGCUGCAGCGGCGUGUGGAGGAACGCUUCCCCGGGGCGGAGCAUCAGGAUGUGAAGUAUCUGGCAAUUAGCGGUUUCCUCUUUCUGCGUUUCUUUGCACCCGCCAUCCUCACACCGAAGCUGUUUGACCUCAGAGACCAGCACGCAGAUCCCCAGACCAGCCGCUCCUUGCUGCUGCUCGCCAAGGCUGUGCAGAGCAUUGGAAACCUGGGCCAGCAGCUGGGCCAGGGCAAGGAGCUGUGGCUGGCCCCCCUCCACCCCUUCCUGCUGCAGAGCAUCUCACGCGUGAGGGACUUCCUGGACCAGCUGGUGGAUGUGGAUGGGGCUGAGGAGCCUGGGGGGCCAGCCUGUGCCCUGGUCCAACCUUCAACAAUUGUUCGGGAAGGCUUCUUGCUGAAGCGCAAGGAGGAGCCUGCAGGCCUGGCCACACGUUUUGCCUUCAAGAAGCGCUACUUCCGGCUGAGUGGGCGGGACCUCUCCUACUCCAAGACUCCAGAGUGGCAGGUUCACUCAUCCAUCCCAGUGUCCUGUAUCCGUGCCGUGGAGCGUGUGGAUGAGGGUGCCUUCCAACUGCCACACGUCAUGCAGGUGGUGACGCAGGAUGGCACUGGAGUGCCACACACCACCUACCUCCAGUGCAAGAACGUGAAUGACCUCAACCAGUGGCUGUCAGCCCUGCGUAAAGCCAGCGCCGCCAACCAGGACAAGCUGACUGCCUGCCACCCUGGUGCCUUCCGCAGUGGACGCUGGACCUGCUGCCUCCAGGCUGAGCGCUUAGCUGCGGGCUGCAGCCGCACACACUCAGCCGUCACACUGGGAGACUGGAGUGACCCACUGGAUCCUGACGCCGAGGCCCAGGCGGUGUAUCGCCAGCUGCUCCUGGGGCGGGACCAACUCAGGCUGAAAUUGCUGGAGGACUCCAGCCUGGACACAGCUGUGGAGGUGGGCCCCGGGAAGGACUCGGAUGUCGCAGAUGGGGCCCGCACGGAGGUUCUGGCCCAGCAGAGAGCUGCCACUACCCAUCUGCUGCAGGUACUUGACGACUUGGAGCAAGCGCACAAGGAGUUCCAGAGGCGAGGACAGGGGCAAAUGGCCCUCUAGGAUGCUGGAUGCUGAGGAGGUGGAGCCAUGGGGGCCUCCUCAGUGUACUCUGGCCCAGGCAUCUCCUUGAGGCUGCCUUCUUCACUACUGUGGCCUGGAGCCUCCCAGGCAAAGCCUGGUCCUGUGUGCCCUGUG
Molecule: messenger RNA, 2559 nt
Organism: Arvicola amphibius (Eurasian water vole)
Lineage: Eukaryota; Metazoa; Chordata; Mammalia; Rodentia; Cricetidae
Gene: Rasal1
Product: RAS protein activator like 1
Exons: 21
Coding region: 1-2424 (807 amino acids)
Biological process (GO): regulation of GTPase activity; cellular response to calcium ion; intracellular signal transduction
Molecular function (GO): GTPase activator activity
Source: RefSeq, a predicted model, not a curated record